Molecule: messenger RNA, 1550 nt
Organism: Suncus etruscus (white-toothed pygmy shrew)
Lineage: Eukaryota; Metazoa; Chordata; Mammalia; Eulipotyphla; Soricidae
Gene: ZNF691
Product: zinc finger protein 691
Exons: 2
Coding region: 56-1084 (342 amino acids)
Biological process (GO): regulation of transcription by RNA polymerase II
Molecular function (GO): RNA polymerase II cis-regulatory region sequence-specific DNA binding; DNA-binding transcription factor activity
Source: RefSeq, a predicted model, not a curated record
CGGCCCUUCGAGGCGGCACAGUCUCUGACCGAGCGGCGGGAGCGAGGGUUCAGAGAUGGGCAGCGAAAAGGAACAGAGGCCAGAACCCGACUUGCCUGAGGAGCAGGGCGAACUUUGGAGAGCAAAUGAUGGAGGCCUUCAGAUCCCAGGUGAGGAGAAACCACAUCAGCAGCAGAACCCGGCGGAAUGGCCAGAGGGGCUCCACCCUCAUCCCCAAGUAUUAUGGCAGAAAGUCCCUGCCCCAGCUGGAGAGCCAGGUGGCCUGGGUCCUAUUGCUUAUCUAAAGCCUGUGGCCAGACAGAGGUCUUUUAUAUGUGCCCAGUGUGGCAAAACCUUCAAUAACCCCUCCAACCUGAGAACACACCAGCGGAUCCACACUGGUGAGAAGCCUUACAAGUGCUCUGAGUGUGGGAAGAGCUUCUCAAGAAGCUCCAACCGCAUCCGCCAUGAGCGCAUCCACCUGGAGGAGAAGCUCUACCAGUGUCCUAAGUGCCAGGAGAGCUUCCGGAGGCGGUCAGAUCUCACCACGCACCAGCAAGAUCACAUGGGCCAGCGGCCCUAUCGCUGUGACAUCUGCGGCAAGAGUUUUGGCCAGAGCUCUGCGCUAGCUGUGCAUCACCGGACCCACCUGGAGCCAGCACCCUACAUCUGCUGCGAGUGUGGGAAGAGCUUCAGCAACAGCUCAAGCUUCGGUGUGCACCACCGCACCCACACCGGCGAGAGGCCUUAUGAGUGCACCGAGUGUGGGCGGACUUUCAGCGAUAUCUCCAACUUCGGAGCCCACCAGAGGACCCACAGAGGGGAGAAGCCCUACCUGUGCUUGGUCUGUGGAAAGUACUUCUCCCGAAGCUCCAAUCUCAUUCGCCACCAGAAAACCCACAUGGACGAGCAGGCUGAUAAGGACUACUACUUAUGGGGGAGCCUGGGGUCUGGGGGAGACACCCAGCUGUCUAGUGGAGGAAGAUCUUCAGCAUCCACUUCUGCCCCCAUAGCCUCAAGCCCCCUCCCUCAUGUUUUGGAGAAUGGUUUCCUAGCACCUUUGAAGCCAGCAUCUCCAGGAAGUCCCGAGAAGGGACUCAAGUAAAAAUGACCCCCCCCCUUUUUUUCCCUUUCCAGGCUGAUUUCUUGCCCUGGAAAAUGAGAGGGUGUGUUCUUAGCUUUAUCUCCUUGGGUGGAAAUAGAAGUAGGGUAGUACUCGCACACAUCAUUAGGGCACCGUUCCUUGACCCUUGAGGACAUACCUGCGUGAUGGGCAUAACCGCUUGUGGCCCUCUCAAUGGUGUAUGAACUGCUUAGGGCACGGUGCCAUGGCCUGCUUGCUCCUGCCUUCUGUGCCCCAGCUUUGCUUUGCAUUCCUGGCUGGGCGGAGCCGCCUGCAGUGGAGGGACCUUGUGACCAGGAGAAGAGGUCUGAGGUCCAGCCUUAGAAUGAAAGAAGCCCUCAGGGAGCUGGGAUCCAGGGACCUCACUCUUCCCCUUGUCUGAUUGUUACCCCCACCCCACCUCACAUGUUCUUUCCCUGAGUAUUAGCAGUAAAACCCUUCAAAGAAA